Messenger RNA from Rattus norvegicus (Norway rat), 2372 nucleotides. RefSeq names its product coiled-coil domain containing 32 (gene Ccdc32). The transcript has 4 exons. The record is from RefSeq and is marked validated. NCBI's taxonomy places the organism in Eukaryota, Metazoa, Chordata, Mammalia, Rodentia, Muridae. The coding region runs from base 76 to 615 and encodes 179 amino acids. Gene Ontology annotation, cellular component: membrane.
CUGCUUCUUCCUGACUGCCAGCGACAAACCUGAGCCGGGUGUUUGGAAACUGCUGGGCAGGUGAUUGCGCUCCAAAUGAAGAUGUUUGAGAGCCUUGACUCUUCAGCUACAAAAUCUGGCCGUGAUCUCUGGGCCGAAAUCUGCUCUUGUCUGCCAAAUCCUGCCCAAGAAGAUGUUUCCAACAAUGCCUUCUCGGACUCCUUUAUGGAUUCCCAUCCUGCAGGUGAAGGCAGUAUGGCGGCAGCAGACUCUGCUGUCCAGCCAGCCUUAAAGCCCUGGGCUCCCUUGCAUGAUUCAGAAGUGUAUUUAGCAUCUCUAGAGAAGAAACUAAGAAGAAUCAAAGGUUUAAACGAGGAAGUAACUUCCAAGGACAUGCUUCGAACUCUGGCCCAAGCUAAGAAGGAAUGCUGGGAUCGAUUCCUCCAGGAGAAGUUAGCCUCAGAGUUUUUUGUGGAUGGACUUGAUUCCGAUGAGAGCACCUUGGAACAUUUCAAAAGGUGGCUUCAGCCAGAUAAAGUCGCCAUCAACACAGAGGAGGUCCAGUUUCUCAUCCCUCCUGAGUCGCAGGCCGAGAAGCCAGAGGCCAGGGACGAGCCAGCGGCAGCAGAACAAUAAAUUACACACACAUACGCCAAGCAGCUGUCUGGGGCCCAGGGGGAACAGUGGAGAGCUUGACAGCACGGCCGCAAGGAGAAAUCCAGGGAGGGGGAAAAGCCCAGAUUUCCACUGCGCAAAGCAAACAGCUGCUGGCCCCUGGGGACUUGCUUAGAGCUGCCAUGUGUGACUGUCCUGGAUGAAGUGAGGGACCCAGUGUGCGCUGGAUCAAAACACUGCUGUCCUUCAUGUCUUACAGCUUGACCGCACGCUGCUGCUGCUGCUGCUGCUGCUGCUGCUGCUGCUGCUGCUGCUGCUGCUGCUGCUGCUGCUGCAGGUUAGAGGUCUGUAAGGACCCAGUGAAGAGCAAAGCAUGAAAGUGCAUGGAGACGCUGGAGCCCUUGUAUAUAAUGGAUCAGUCCAGCGAGCUGUGUUUUCUUUCCCUUCUGGAUUUUCAUGCCUGUGUCUCAGGCAUUCCAUAGUUAAGUAGUCAGGAACAAGUGUAGCCAAGGAGAGUGAAGUCAGUCUCCUUGAGUCUAAGCCCUUGCUGGGCGUGCUUUCUUACAUACUCGUUGUAAAAGGAGGGACUCUCUGGAACCCGGCUUUUCCUUUUGAUUUGUUCCUUUUGUCAAAAAAUGGGGAGAAAAAGUGUAAAACCGUGGGUGUUUAUAUCUGUGUAGAUAUAUCUUUUAUUUCAUGGCUUCUCCCCCAGCUUCUCCAUGUAGGAACUUUACACGUUCCAAAUUAGACUUGUAAAUAUGGUUUAGUGUUUGACACAACUCUUGAUUAAUUCUAAACUUGCUCCCUGUGGCGAGCUCCCCGACUGAGCUUGCAUUUACUCCUUGUUUAUUGUGUUGUUCAUGUAAAGUUUGAGUUGCCUAUGUAAAACUUUCUCAUUGAAACAACGGUAUAGUGUGGGGGGUGCCAUUGACCCCUCACAUGAAUGAGGGAAGUAAAAACAAAGGUAUGCCAAGGCAGGGAGCCAGCAACCUUUCCCAGCCUGAUGUGCAUAGCAAGUUCCUGGAUAGCCAGGGAUACAUAGAUAGACCCCCAUCUCACAAAAGGAAAAGAUUGGGGGCUAGAGAGAUGGCUCAGCCGCACUGGCUGCUCUUGCAGAGGUCCUGAGUUCAAUUCCCAGCAACCACAUGGUGGCUCACAACCAUCUGUAAUGGGAUCUGAUGCCCUCUUCUGGCACACAGGUGUAAAUGCAGGUAGAACAUUCAUAUACAUAAAAUAAAUAAAAAAGUAUUUUCUUAUUUCAUUAUUUAUUUUACUUAUGUCUAUGUAUGUUUACCUGUGUGAGUUUAUGUAUACUAUGUAUGAGCAAGAGCCCAUGGUCACCAGAAGAGGAUGUCAGAUCCUUUGCAACUGAAGUUACAAGUGGUUGUAAGAUGCCACGUGGAUGCUGGGUGGACCCAGGUUUUCUGCAAGGGCAAUAAAUGCUUUUAACUGCUGACGUGUCUCUCCAGUCCCAGGUCUCUUGUUUUUAACAUGUUUCUGACAGUUUACACUGAAAUGUUCUGUGGUAAGAUUCUGGGGCUGUGGCUCCUGGGUGACAGUGUCCAAAUCCAUAAUGAUAAGAAGUAUGCUUAAAACUUUUUAGAGAGGGGGCUGGAGAGAUGGCUCAGUGGUUAAAAGCACCAACUGCUCUUCCAGAGGUCCUGAGUUCAAAUUCCAGCAACCACAUGGUGGCUCACAACCAUCUAUAUGCCCUCUUCUGGUGUGUCUGAAGACAGCAACAGUGUGCUCACACAAAAUAAAUAAAUUAAAAAAAAAAA